AUGUGGAAUUCCCUCAUCGGUUUUAGAGGGACGUGGAAUCCCCUCAUUGGUUUUGGAGGUAUGUGGAAUCCCCUCAAAGGUCUGAGACGAGGCGGGUUGCUCCCGCCAGUUGGCACUACACGGGACCUGGGUGAGUACAGAAGGGAGCACCCUGGCCUCACCCUCCUACAGUACAUAGAUGACCUCCUGAUUGCUGCUGACAUGGCCAAAGACUGUGAGCGAGGGACCCAGGACCUGCUUGCUAUCCUAGGGGCCUUAGGGUACCGGGCAUCCGCGAAGAAGGCUCAGAUAUGCAGGGAGAGGGCACUCCACUACAUGACUGUGCGGGAAUCCUGGAGCAAGUACAUGGAUUCCGGAUGGACCAGACCGACCGGCCCCUCCCCGAUGCCGAGGCUACUUGGUUCACUGAUGACAGCAGCUUUGUGUGGGCUGGACACAGGAGGAGUUACAGCUGACACCUUCUCUGGCUGGGUGGAGGCAUACCAAACCAAGCAUGAAACGGUUCAGAUGGUGGCUAAGAAGCUACUAGAAGACAUCUUACCCAGGCCGGGAGACUGGGUCUACGUCAAGAGGCACCACCGAGAGACCCUCGAGCCGCGCUGGAAGGGACCCUACAUCGUGGUGCUGACAACCCCCACCACUCUCAAAGUAGACGGCAUCGUGACCUGGGUCCAUCACACCCACGUUCGGCCAGCGGACCCCUCCUCAAUCUGGAAGGACUUCGUCACGCGAUGGGCCAUCAAUCGGGACCAACACAACCCGCUCAAACUCAAGCUACAGCACAUUCAACCCACCUAA
This is a messenger RNA of Prionailurus viverrinus (fishing cat), 798 nucleotides long. RefSeq lists its product as uncharacterized. The coding region runs from base 1 to 798 and encodes 265 amino acids. The record is from RefSeq and is a predicted model, not a curated record. The transcript is spliced from 4 exons. Lineage: Eukaryota; Metazoa; Chordata; Mammalia; Carnivora; Felidae.